Molecule: messenger RNA, 510 nt
Organism: Linum tenue
Lineage: Eukaryota; Viridiplantae; Streptophyta; Magnoliopsida; Malpighiales; Linaceae
Source: the annotation of a GenBank genome assembly
AUGUGGCGGUUGCUACCAGGUAAGGUGCAAGGCGCCAAAUGUGUGCAGCGACGACGGCGUGAACAUAGUGGUGACGGACUACGGCGAGGGAGACCACACGGACUUCAUCCUCAGCCCACGCGCCUACGGGAGGAUGGCGCGUCCCAAUUGCGCGCCGGAGCUGUACAAGUACGGCGUGGUGGAGGUGGAGUACAAGAGGAUCCCUUGCCGCUACGCCGGCUACAACAUCGUCUUCAAAGUCAAGGAGCACAGCAAGUACCCCGAUUACCUGGCCGUCGUCCUCCUCUACCAAGCCGGCCAGUACGACGUCACAGCGGUCGACAUUUGGCAGGAGGAUUGCAAGCAAUGGAGAGGGAUGAGGAGGGCGUACGGUGCCGUUUUCGACGUGGUUACCCCACCAAAGGGCCAACUCAGAGUGAGGUUCCAGCUGGUGAGCAGCGUGGAAACGACCUGGGUGGAGUCCAAGACUGCCAUUCCAGGGGAGUGGAAGGUUGGAGCUACUUAUCCUAA